AUGAGUAACGAUUUACUGGCCAACCUGAAUGCAUUCAAGAGCAAGAUAAAGACAGCGCCGGUGAUCACGACAAGGAGGAAGGUUGUGGCACACCAGGACUCGGGCUCGCACAGCGGUGGGGCGAGGCAGUCGAAGGCCAUGAAGCGCGAGACGCCGCGGGAUGGGGGCGAUCAGGGCGCGGGGCAGCCGUCGGCGGCGAAGAAGAUGAAGUUGGGGACGGCCUCGCCGCAGAAGGCGGCGGUACCCAGCCGCUCCGAAAACGGAGCUCUAGACUCCACCCACUUGUCGACAAAGAUGCUUAUAGCGACGGAGUACAUUCAGGAGCGUGCGGAGCCCGUACCGAUAGACCAGAUUGAGUCGUACUUGUCGUUGCCGAAGGACAACAGCGUCAUUCCGAUGCUCAAGGGUCUUGCCAAGUUCAAGUUCGAUCCCAAGAAAAACACGCUACAGUACGUCUCCAUCUAUGAUGUGCAUUCUGCCGAGGAGCUCUUGAAGCUGACGCGCACGCAGGUGACUUUCAAGGGCAUCUCAUGCAAGGAACUCAAGGACGGGUGGCCGCAGUGCUUCGAGGUCAUCGAUGAGUUGGAGAAGAAAAACCGCAUACUAGUGUCGCGCACCAAGAAAGACAACUCGCCGCGAUUUGUGUGGUACAACUUCGGCGGCCCGCUCGGAGAGAUCGACGAGGAUUUCGUCAAGAUGUGGGAGAACUGUAAGUUGCCGCAGCGGUCGGAACUCCCCCGGAAGCUUCAGGAUUUGGGGCUCAAACCUGCCAGUGUGGAUCCUGCCACCAUCAAGAAACAGGGCAGCACACGCGUGGAGGCCAAGAAACGCAAACAGAGAAAGGGAAAGAUUACCAACACACACAUGGCUGGUAUUUUGAAGGAUUACUCGGACAGGGUGUAA
Molecule: messenger RNA, 903 nt
Organism: Eremothecium gossypii ATCC 10895
Lineage: Eukaryota; Fungi; Ascomycota; Saccharomycetes; Saccharomycetales; Saccharomycetaceae
Gene: TFA2
Product: transcription factor TFIIE subunit TFA2
Exons: 1
Coding region: 1-903 (300 amino acids)
Biological process (GO): transcription initiation at RNA polymerase II promoter
Cellular component (GO): transcription factor TFIIE complex
Source: RefSeq, marked provisional